Messenger RNA from Suillus clintonianus, 3749 nucleotides. RefSeq names its product CHAT domain-containing protein. Gene Ontology annotation, molecular function: protein binding. Bases 177 to 3566 code for a protein of 1129 amino acids. NCBI's taxonomy places the organism in Eukaryota, Fungi, Basidiomycota, Agaricomycetes, Boletales, Suillaceae. The transcript is spliced from 5 exons. The record is from RefSeq and is a predicted model, not a curated record.
AUGAUCCAAAUAGACAUGCAUGCACCAUCACCUGCCCCUCAACCUCUUCUCUCGCUCUCACAACCAAACUCCAUCUACACCUAUCCCUACCCCCGUCUUCUCCUACCGCUCGUUCCACCCACCACUAAGCCCAGCCUCCAGCCUCCAUUCUCAUCGUUUUGCUUGAUCGUUCCAUCAUGCCCAGUAGCGCAGAAAGCCAAUCCAUUAGACUUGAAGUUAUCAGUGGACAGAAUCUUCAAGUCCCUUCCACUCGCAUGUCCGCUGGUAUUUACAUAUCCAUCAAUGUCGAUUCGAAGAGACGCUGGAAAUCAGCCAUUAGAGUCUUGUCAUCCGACGAAUCCGUAGCGUGGGGAGAUUCCGUGACCCUAUCAUCACACGAGUCUCCUGCAUUAUCAAUGGAGAUUAGAGCUUCAUUUGAGCUCGAUCGAACGCUGGGCAGUGGUGAAAUCAUCGGAAGACUUCAAACAUCGUGGAAUGAGUUGCUCGAUCAUGGAGAUGAACCAUUCAAACUGUCCUUCCCACCCGUUCGUGGUGUCAAUCCUUCGCUCACGCUGAAGGCCUCUGUUGUACAUGCUAGUGAUAAUCAGGACGGCGCACUACUACUUGACUCCCUCGUAGACGGCAAUAUUGCUCUAGAAACAGAUGCGGGCCAUGUACGAUUCUCCAGAUACAUGAGACGCGGCAGGGUCUCUCACCUGAACGGUGCUGUGGAGCGUUUUCAGUCGGUUCUUGACCGCUGUCCGGUCGGCCAUCCUGACCACGCAGCAGCUCUCACCAACCUCGCGUGGGCCCACCUUCAAGGCUAUAUUCGAAACGAUCUGCAAGACAUUGAUACCACCACUUCCCUCUUCCGCGAAGCCCUUGCAUUGCGUCCGCAGGGCCAUCCCAACCACACAGUAUCUCUCUAUCAUCUCAUUUUCGCAUUGAACUGGCGCUACAGCAAGGAGCGCACCGCCGUAUUCAUUCACGAAUCCCUGCAGCUGUGCUGCAAGCUACUGCCGCUCUGUCCAGAGGGCACCUACCUUCGUAGCAUCCGCGUAGACGGUGCACUGAAUUAUGUGAUCAGCGAAUGCAACAAUCUUCCGAUUGAUGCAUCUAAUGAAGGCAUCCACCUUCGACGAGUCGUUCUCGAGCUCUGUCCUCUGGGCCAGAAAUGCCGUCCCAGCGCCCUCGACCAGCUUGCACAGGCAGUUGAGGUACGCUUUGACCAGCGUGGCAACAUUGAUGAUCUAGAAGAGAGCAUACAACUUGGUCGUGAAGCUGUUUCCCUGUGCCCCAAGGGACAUUCUGAUCGCGGUGACUACCUGAAUAACUUGGCCUCCUCACUCGAAUCCCGCUUUGAUCACCAAAGCAAAUCCCAUGACCUUGACGAGGCUAUCUCCAUGCACGAAGAAGCGCUGCGUCUGCGUCCUGUUGGGCACGAACAACGUGAUUUCUCAUUGGGCAACCUAGGGGGCGCCCUCCACACCCGUUUCAACGAGCGCAGUGACAUUGAUGACAUCAACCGAGCUGUCAGCCUCUGUCGCGAGGCACUGACCUCGCGCCCACCUGGGCAUCCACGUCGUGACACCACGCUUAACAACCUUGCCCUCGUGCUCAAAACCAGAUAUGACAAAUGGCAUAUCAUCGAGGAUCUUAACGAGGCCAUUGAUCUGUAUCGCGAAUCUCUUCUGUUAAAGCGGCUUGAUCAUCCAGGGCGCCCUGCAACUCUUGACAUUUUGAGCUCGGCGCUCUGCUCUCGAUUCACGCAAACUCGGGAGAAUGAAGAUGUUGAAGAGGCUAUUCGACUCUGCCAAGAGUCAUUAGCGGCUUUGCCACUACUCCACCCUGACAGGCACUACUCAUACUUCAGCAUACGUGUGGCAUAUAUAUCUCGUUACCAGGUUCAGCACAAGCCUGCUGAUCUGUCACUCGCAAUGGAGAACUUCCGGCUGGCAUCACGACACCCUACUCAAGGAUUUCCGAACCGUCUCGUUGAUGCAUUUAAUUGGACUGUCAAAGCGGAGCAGCAUGUUGAUGGAUCCGCACUUGAGGCCUACUCAACAUUUUUUGAGCUUCUGGAUGCUCAUUUGGGAACACGAUCAUCAACCACUUCGCGGCGCGAGGCUGCCGCUGCCUUCCACUAUGCCAGAUCACUACCUGUAGAUGCAGCAUCAUGUGCCAUCCGCAGUGACAAUCUCCGACGCGCGGUCGAACUUGCGGAGCAGGGCCGUGGCCAGCAAUGGUCAUUGGCCUCUCGACUCAAAACUCCAGUUGAAGACCUCGAAUCAAGACAUCCACAUCUAGCCCGCAAAUUUUCGGAACUGAGCAAGCGCGUUUCCGACGCCGCUCAGGGUUCUGCAACCAUCACCGACAGAACUGCAGCUGAAGUAGCGGAAACAAAGUACAGGAAAAUUACGACGCAAUGGGAAGCCGCAGUAGCUGAAAUCCGUAAUCUCCAGGCGUUCUCGCGGUUCCUGCUCCCACCUUUGUAUGAAGACUUGCAAGCAGCAGCGUGCCAUGGCCCAGUCAUCAUCCUUGUUGCAAGCAAAUACUUAUGCAGCGCCAUUGUUGUCCCGACAUCUGGACAGCCUCAUCACGUUCGCUUCCCGCGCAUCACUUUCGCAGAUCUGGAGAAGCUCAAGGACGACUUCGCUACAGCAAUCCGGCACGCGGCUCGUAUGCACCCAGCGGAACCAAGGAAGAAGCUGCGAGUACGCUUGCGGAUAUUAUGGGACGAGAUCAUGCUACCCAUCGUAAACGUCCUCCAGCAUGACCUAAAAUUGCAGCAUCGGUCUCGAAUAUGGCUGUGUCCAACGGCAGCCUUUACGUCCAUCCCUCUCCAUGCAGCUAAUCCCUUCCGAAUGAACGCAGAUCGCUCUGGAAGCGAGCCAUGCUUGGAGGAUCUCUACAUCUGCUCUUAUACACCCACACUUUCAGCUCUUAUUAGAGCUCGGCAGGCGAUGAAGACGCGCGUGACUCCGUCCUUCGCGGCGAUUGGACAAAGUCAACCGGGCGCAGGGCAAGGUGACGUGCUCCCGGCUGUUGAUAGUGAGCUUGAGCUUGUCCAUACACUCGUUCCUCCCAACAUCAAGUUCACUAAUCUUUCGAAAGACGAAGCCACACAAGCAGGUGCGCUCAAUGCUUUGCAGUGCAACAGCUGGGUGCACCUCGCUUGUCACGGGAAGCAAGACCUUGAGCAGCCUUAUAAUUCAUGUUUUGCCAUGAGAGACAAACCUGUUACACUGCUCGACAUCAUGGAGAACAAUUCUCCACAAGUUGAAUUUGCAUUCUUGUCAGCAUGUCAUACCGCCGUCGGCGAUGAGGAGACACCCGACGAAGCCAUCCACCUCGCAGCAGGACUCCAGUUUUCGGGGUUCAAGAGCGUCGUUGGCACGCUGUGGGGGGUCAGUGACGCUCUCGCAAAAUACGUCGUGGAAGCUUUUUACGAGAAGAUGUUCGAAGACCUAGAGGACGGUGUCAUAGACUGUACGAAGGCGGCCUGGGCACUCAAUCGUGCUACAAACGCCGUGAUGACAAAAGUGCCGCUCGAGCAGAGAAUGGUUUUCAUACAUAUUGGUGUGUAGUUCUAUGUGAUAUUGCUGUCGUCUGGUACAUGUUCACAAGUUGUUUAUCUGCGAUCCUUUUUCGUCCUGCUUUUUGUAGUCAUGACCCUGAUACUCUUGCGCUCCCGUUAUCUCGUUUUUGUAUCCUCUUUCGUGUUAUUGUUCUGUACGGCGUAGAAUAUUCACCCGAGUUUUUGUGUACCC